AUGCGUUCACCAGCUGACCCCGCUGUCACUCGUCUGAGCGGAUAUGUAGCAUAUACCCUUGCAGGCUCCGGCAUCGCAGGGUUCUGUGAUGGUACAUUACAGAGUUGCACCUUAGCAAAGCCUUCGCGCAUAGCAUAUGACCAAUCCAGAGAAGCCUUCUUCAUUUUAGACCAGCAACUAGUCCAUGGUCUUAGAGUGAUAACUAAGGAUCUAGGCGUGCACACGCUUUCAUGGCGGCCCGACUGCGUUCUCCGUGCUCCGCGUAGCCUCGCCAUUCUAAACAAUAUCCUCCUUAUCGCGGACACUGGCAACGGGUCUGUGAAAUAUUUACUGUUAACUAACUACUUCAAACUAAGUCAGAAGCGUUCUACGGUCCAGUUCUGCUCGUCUACUUGUGGGGUUCUUCGAACGCUUUCAUUAGACGUCACGCAGCCAGUGGACAUUCUGCCAUAUUCUCCCACAAGCUUUUUAGUCCUUGAUGCUGUCCAGCGAUCGCUUAAGCUGGUUCUCCUUGACAUUUUUCUCGAGCAGCCAUCUGGAGAAGCUCUACUUGCCAUCCAGGCAGUCGAAACUCUCUAUGUCGGUGUUCUACGUCUUCCCAGUAAUAUGAUUGAUCUCUAUAAGCGCAAAUAUCUAUUAGUUUCUGAGAAAGCGUCCUUGGUGGUCAUUUCACUUGAAACAAAAAGGGGCGUAAAGUUCCGACUCAAAUGUCGUUCGUCUUCUAUGUCCCAAGCUAGCGAGAGCAGAAUGCGAUCUAAGGAUGAACAACGUUGUGGUCAAAAUGUAAAGCCAGAUAUUCAUCAAUCCUAUCUAUCCGAGCCUGAGCACAUCAGCGGACUUUCUGCGUACAAGAUGUCAUCUACUCAGACGAUUAUAUUUUUAGCAGAUAGCCAUACACAUAUGCUAUAUUACGCCAUUCUCGAUUUGCAGUCUACUUUAGAUUCUCUUGCCGAAGGAGCUCCAAAAGAGCCCACGGACGAUCGCUACAUAGACGUAUAUCAACUAACUAACCCUAUGCGACGAAGUGGGUAUCUGAAUGGAGCGCUCAAAAAAGCAGAGUUUAGCAAUCCUCAGGGUAUCCUUGCAUUUACAUUAGAUGGACAAUUAUGCAUAUCUGUUUGUGAUACCGGAAAUAGCGUCAUCAGACUGAUAGGGCCCGAUUUCUUAAAACAAGAAAGAGAGCAGCCGGCGUAUCUUCAAGUGCAAGCAAACAAUCACGACCUUAUACAAGGGAGGGUAAGAGCAGGAGCGGACAAGCAUUUCCUUGCUCUUCGUAGAGUACUUCAGCAGACUAAGGUCCAUAAUAUUAGCAGCGCUACCAUAAGGAAUACAGAUAAGAACAAUCGGGUGUGUGCAUCAAUAGCCCUGCCGGCCCCUCCGUUACUUAAAGAAAAACACGAACAUAAUAAGCAGAUUUUGUACCAUUACCUGACCAAAGCAAAUGUAACCCAUGCUAUUGAUGGAGACAUGCACCUAGAUGCGUGCAGGCUUGAAGAUCUUGAUGAAAGUGACACUCCAAGUCUGACAAGUGAGGACCCUCUGACAGCAGAGCUAGAGUCAAUAGAGAAAUCAGCAGAGACUAUCGGGCACGCAGAACAAGCAAGAAGACCCUCAUCAAUCCAUAAGACUCUACGUUCGUCUGGUAGAGCGAAGGCACAUGCCGAUGCAUCUGUGCAGUAUGAGUCAGAAAAGACGAUCUCGACCGCUGACAGAUCAACACAAGUGUUAUCUGAAGUCGAACCUAAGCUUGGACAAGAAUCUGACUCAAAUCCAGACUCCUUUACGCCAGAAUCACCAAUCUCAGUUCAAGAUUCACUGACCAUUGAUACAGAAAUACCAGAAGUUCCUCCAUCAUGUUGUACCAGCGACGCGACAAAGUGGGAGUUCCAGAUCAUAGGACGCACAUGGUUUGUUGUUCAUAACUUUGACGAAAGCGGCUCCCUUGUAAAGCAGCUAGACGAUCUUAUGGAUGAAAACCAUUUGUUCGACAUACAUCAAAAGAUAACGGGGCUUUCCACUGCAAUCUUGGCGCAGAAUGAUAGCAGACUGAUCAAAGAUCUCUUGCAGCUAGCGUUUUUAUUUUUCAAAAAAUUUUCCAAUCUCAAUGAGUACAUUACCCUCUAUCAAUCUCUUCCAUUCCCAAAAAAAUUUAAGCCGUCAAUUAAAUGCUUAAUGCUGCUGCGGUGUAUUUCGACUAACCGUCUGACCCAGCUCUCAGAUGCUAUGAUAAAUGAGAUUCUUUUACCACUGACUGCUCAGGGUUGGUUCUCCUCCACUUCAGCUGAUAUAAACUAUUUGAGCCUCCUGGGAUGGGGCAACGGAUGGGCGAUGGUUCUUGCCAUUAAGCUUCUGGUGAGAGAUACUCCAGUACCACUAACAAGGCCACCUGAGAAUAAACUAAGCGUACACACCCCGGGGCACACAAUACAGUCGGCAUUUGCUUUAGAUCUCGAAGUCACCGAUCCGGACUUCAGGCUCUCCGUUGCUGUCAUUGUAACUGAUGAAAGACUCGAAGGAAGGCAAGUCUUUGUUAAGGUUACAGAUGGAAUGGAGAUUAUGGCUCUAGAAAACUGCAAAUUAACAAAAGUUCAUAACCAGGAGCCAUGCAGGCCUGUCUUAUCUUCACAUCUAUCCUUGCCACUGACAUCAGUUACUGACCUCAUAAUUAAAGUUUCGUGCGCAGAUACAGUCAUCAGAACACAAGUACCCAUCAAGUCAAUAGCAGAAUUGAGUGACAUUGCUAUAGACAAGGGCCUGGACUCAGGUCUAGUCCCUGCAUGGGCAGUCAAUCUAAUGAAGUAUACACUUAUCGUUAGUCAAUAA
Giardia duodenalis is the source of this 2823-nucleotide messenger RNA. RefSeq lists its product as uncharacterized. Lineage: Eukaryota; Fornicata; Diplomonadida; Hexamitidae. The coding region runs from base 1 to 2823 and encodes 940 amino acids. The transcript has a single exon. The record is from RefSeq and is a predicted model, not a curated record.